GACAUGACGCUGUUGGUUUUUUUUUACUCUACUCGUUUCGUGUUUUCGAUGCGUCUUGAGUGUGUACCUAUCUGGCUAUUUUUAUUUAUUUUCAACCAUCACUGCUUUGUUAUUACGGAUUCCGACCCUGCCUGCCUUGUACGACCAUUGCUUCUACACUGGACACCGAAGAUCGCUCACAUCACGUUUGACUUGAAAUUGGAUACUGUUUAAAUUAUGGAUCGCUGUGUGAAUUGUGGGAUAGCAAUUGAUAAUUGCAAUUCCAUAGGCCGUCGACCCUUGGACAGAGAAACAAUACUGUCAGUAUUUCGACAGUGGCUUGCACCUAAAUCUGUAAGUAAUUAUAAUCUUAUUAAAACAACUACUACCUAAAUAAUACACAUGUAUGUAUCAUGCCUAAGGUAUUCUCAUCUAGUCAACAUUAGGUGGUACAGAGACGUAAUGCAGUAGGUGAAUUAAAAACAUGAAAAAUGGAAAAUGUGAGAUUUAUAUAUUGAAUAAAUGAAUGAACUAUAUAUAAAGUAAAAAAAGUAAUUUAGAUAUACAGUAUGACUUUUGCAACAUAAGCUCUUUAGAAACUGAUUUAAGGUAAUUGUUCCAUUUGUAGGUAAACAGCAGUGACUAUGUUUGUCAAGCAUGCUGGGACUUGGCUCAAAGUCCACAUAUUGAUAGACAAAUAAGACAACUUGGACACCGUAAUGUCUGCCUCCGCUGUGGGCGCUCUCUUGCAUCACGUGCCAAUCAUCUUCUUCAUAUCAACUCAACCCGUGAAUCAAGAAUUUAUAAUGUUAUACAAGAGUGGAUUAUUCCCCAAACUAUACAAGCAGGAAGUCACAUAUGCCAUACUUGUUGGGUGGCUGCAGACAGAGCUGCAGUCCAUAUGGUCUCGGGCCCGUCGACUUCAUCCCAACAAAACAGAUCUCAAGAACAAGAUGUGUCUCUCAAUGAGGAAGUUAGAAACAACCAACCGGAACCUACUAUUGUUUUGCCAGAAUAUAUGAGAGCUUCUGAAUCUGAAAGUAGGUGCUUCAUCGAAGGAUGCAGGAGAACAGAAAGAUACAGAGUCCCAUUAUCUACUAGAAAAAUGUUACUUAAUAAAUAUAAAUAUUACAUACCUGAAAAUAACCGUCUUUGUGACGAACAUUUGGUUAUUGAGGCAUGGGAUUUCCUAGACAGUUUAAGAUCUCAUUAUGUUCAAAAUUUUACUGCAAAAUAUAUUCAGGACAUGUUGUCCUUAAAAGAAGUUGUAGAUGAUGGAUUACUUCAUUUUGAAAAUAUAAAUAACAUGGAAGAGCAUGUCGUACACACGUGGACUGGAUUAAAUAAAGCACAGUUCAAUCAGAUGUUCACUGAAGUUCCUGAGUUGUUGGAAAUGCCAAAUGCAACCUUAGCUCUGGCCGCUUAUCUGAUGAAAAUCAGAACAGGGGACUCCAAUGAAAGGUUGGCAACUUUAUUAAAAGUAUCUAGGUCAACUUUAGAAAAGUGGUUAAGUCAAGUGAGAGAAUUACUCACAGAGUAUUUUGUACCAAGAAAUCUAGGUUUGAAUAAUUUAAAUAGACAACAAAUUAUAGAACGGAAUCUUGCGAUACCAAAGACAUUGUUUGGAAGCUUUGAAGGUGUUGACAGACCAAUAGCUAUAUUUGAUGGAACUUAUUGUUAUGUUGAGAAGAGCUCAAAUUAUUUGUACCAGAAAAAAACAUAUAGCCUGCACAAAUACAGAAAUCUGGUAAAACCAUUUUUAAUUGUUUGUACUGAUGGGUAUAUUAUCGAUGUUUUGGGCCCAUACCCAGCCACAGCUUCUGAUGCUGAGAUCAUGAAAAAAGAAUUUGUCAAUGGAAGACCUUUAAAAGAAUAUUUCCAUCCAGGUGAUGCCUUUAUAUUAGAUAGAGGCUUUCGUGACUCACUACCUUUGUUGCACCAAUGUGGGUAUAGGACAUAUGUGCCUGCUUCUUUAGAGGAGGGUGAAACACAGCUAUCAACUAGUGAGGCUAAUAAAUCCAGGGCAGUCACUAUAUGCCGUUGGGUGGUUGAAGCUGUUAAUGGUAGAUUCAAACGUGAUUUCAAGUUAUUACGACAAAAUUAUUUUAAUGUUGCCAGUACAAGUUUCAUGAAAGAUUUUGAGGUGGCGGCUUCACUUUUAAAUAAGUUUCACCCUCCUAUAGUUGAUCGUGCAGAUGCUGGGGAAAUAAUACUACAAAUAAAUAGGUACAUGAAUACAGAAAAUGAAUUAGCUGAUUUUAUUAUAAGAAAUAAUUAUAAUAAGCGUCGAGCUAAUUUUGAAAGCAUUACAGUGCAGAAUGAUAAUUUAAAUGAUUUUCCCCAGCUCUCCGACAGUGAAUUAAUAUUAAUUUCUUUGGGCACAUACCAAAUAAAGCAGGCACGCUCCUACUAUGGUGAACAUAUUAGAGUAAAUAACGAUUUUAAUAUAGAAGUGUGCAAGGAGGUCAGCAGCAGCCUUCUUCGAGAGCUGUCGGCUUCUAAUACGUCUUACCUGGUUAGGGGUCGCAUACAAUCCCGACACAUAAGUCGGAAAACUUAUUUCGUUUAUAUUUUAGUCGACAGCUCUCGUAUAGGAAGGGAAGCUAUUAUCAUCAAUUAUUGUAAUUGUAUUGUAGGCAGACGAACUGUAGGCUGCUGCGCUCAUGUUAUGACUAUUAUAUGGUACCUUAGCUGGGCUAGGUACCAAGACAAUAUUGUUCCUCCCGCACUCUUCCUGGACGACACUUUAUUAAUAAUUGAAGGUGAAUAAACUAGGUAUACAAUACAUUGUGUUUUAUUUUUCUCGACACCUUUUAAGUAAAUCCAUACCUGAUAUAUAUCAUUGAUAUUCAUUU
Messenger RNA from Bombyx mandarina (wild silkworm), 2834 nucleotides. RefSeq lists its product as uncharacterized. Lineage: Eukaryota; Metazoa; Arthropoda; Insecta; Lepidoptera; Bombycidae. The record is from RefSeq and is a predicted model, not a curated record.